GGCCGCUCUCACACCAAGUAAUACCAUACACAAGCAGUACAGCACCCUCCAUCUAGCAUUCUAGCUGAGCAAGGCCUCCGAGCUCCGGGAUGAACUACCUCUUCGCACCCCUCGACUUCGUCAAACAGAAGGCGAAGGGCAUGGUCUCCACGCGCGAACGCGCCGCCGGAACCGCGCUGGUCGUCGGCGGCGUUGUGGGCGCCUACUUCCUCUGGCCCACGGCGGUCGUCCCGGCCGCCGCUGGCGCCGUGAUGAAAGCGCCGGGCGCCGCCGGCUUCGUCAUCUCCCGCGCGGCGUUCGUGGCCAACCCGCAGCUCUACUUCAACAUUCUUCGCACGGCCGGCUCUGCGGCGGCGGCCGCCUUCGCUUUAUAGGGAGGCAUCGCGUACGUGCGCAUCUCCCAUUCGCGGUGCUUGCGCGCCCACUAUGGAGUAGUAGCGGUUAAUCGCCGAAUAUGUGUGCUUAGUUUAGUUAUGUGUCGAUCCACUGUCUGGUACUACGUACUAAACUAUUCCUCGUGUAAUAGCUAUUGCAUCCGAUGCGCGAAGGUCCGAAGAUGUACUGUAUUGUGUAAAUAUGCUAGCGAUGGCUAUGUGCCACUGCUCGCAUGCUAUCAUGGUAUGUGUUAGUCUAUCAAUAUAUUACGUUCUCAUGUUGCAUGCUA
Molecule: messenger RNA, 664 nt
Organism: Hordeum vulgare subsp. vulgare (domesticated barley)
Lineage: Eukaryota; Viridiplantae; Streptophyta; Magnoliopsida; Poales; Poaceae
Product: protein EGG APPARATUS-1-like
Exons: 1
Coding region: 90-374 (94 amino acids)
Source: RefSeq, a predicted model, not a curated record